This is a messenger RNA of Colletotrichum navitas, 222 nucleotides long. RefSeq lists its product as uncharacterized. The record is from RefSeq and is a predicted model, not a curated record. NCBI's taxonomy places the organism in Eukaryota, Fungi, Ascomycota, Sordariomycetes, Glomerellales, Glomerellaceae. The transcript is spliced from 2 exons. The annotation marks the transcript as partial.
AUGGCGGUGCCCGGCUGGCUGCCUCGUGUUGUACCUAAACAAGCGCAACCACUCAUUGCGGACGGUAAAGUGGCACCUCCAGGUGCAUGUUCUGAUCCCAAGCGUGCUUCUACAAGCGCCGCUAAGUUGACAUGGAUCUGGGGUCCGGAUGCCAAAUCCUUCAACCCGGCCCGUUGGCUCGGUCCUGACGCAAGGGAGCUUGAGACGAACAUAUGCACUUUG